Tarenaya hassleriana is the source of this 1335-nucleotide messenger RNA. Its product is annotated as protein WHI3. The transcript is spliced from 10 exons. Bases 96 to 950 code for a protein of 284 amino acids. The record is from RefSeq and is a predicted model, not a curated record. Gene Ontology annotation, molecular function: mRNA binding. NCBI's taxonomy places the organism in Eukaryota, Viridiplantae, Streptophyta, Magnoliopsida, Brassicales, Cleomaceae.
AAUCAUACGAUACGUAUACUUUGAUUUUUCAGUUGAGAGAGCUGGCCGGUGAAGUUGGGAAAGGACACAUUCCUUUUUGCCGGCCGCCGGUGAAAAUGGCGUAUCACCAGCCGUACGAUCCGUACUUUGUCUAUCACCCGCAUCCUCUCUCUCAUCAUCUACCUCCGCCGUCGCUUCCUCAGGUAUCCGACGAGGCCGGCGCUAUAAGCACUGUGUUCAUCUCCGGAUUGCCCCACGACGUGAAGGCGCGUGAAAUCCACAACCUCUUCCGCCGCCGUCCCGGAUUCGAUUCUUGCCAGCUCAAGUACACCGGCCGCGGCAACCAGGUUGUUGCGUUUGCAACUUUUACAAAUAAUCGAUUCGCUAUUGCCGCAUUGAAUGAGUUAAACGGUGUGAAAUUUGACCCUCAGACAGGAUCAACUCUGCAUAUUGAACUUGCUAAAUCAAACUCCAGAAGAAAAGACAGACCAGGAAGCGGGCCAUAUGUUGUGAUCGACAACAGGAACAAGAAAUCUGCCAGAUCUCAGGAAACUCCGAGUGAUCAUGGGGAUAGUGAUAACGAUGAGGGUGGCAAUGAUUAUUCUAUCAAUGAAACAGAUAUUGCUAAAAGUGAGGCGGGCUCUGAUACUGAUAGCAAAGCACAAUUUGUUCAUGAGCAGCAGCAGUAUGUGAAUUCAGCUGGAGGUGCUCAACCAUGUUCUACCUUGUUCAUUGCAAAUCUAGGGCCUAAUUGUACCGAAGAUGAACUCAAACAAGUUCUAUCUAGAUAUCCUGGAUUCAAUGCCAUGAAAAUGCGUUCGAGAGGUGGAAUACCGGUUGCAUUUGCUGAUUUCGAGGAAACCGAACAAGCUGUUUACGUCAUGAAUGUUCUUCAGGGCAGCCUUUUGACAUCUUCAGACCGAGGUGGCUUGCAUAUUGAAUAUGCAAGAUCCAAGAUGAGAAAACACUAGAACGAGGGAAACAGAAGGGUCACAUUGCAUCGCUGAAAAUGGAAGAUCCAGUAUUUUUUGGUCAGACCAUAGGCUCCUCUUAAGAUGUCGUGUAAUCGUAAGUCCACGCCAUUUCAUUUCAUUUGGAACCAGUGGUGGUACAGAUACGAUCCCACGUGACCCAUAUGUAUGAUGAUAUGCAAAUACGUCUCUCCCUCUCUUCCUCCGCGGGCGCAGAGGCUUCACAACCAUUCUGUUACAGCAUCUGCCAUGUUAUGAGAGUAAGACAAAGCCUUGUAAUGCUUUACCAUCCGAUGAUUCAAAGUAUUUUCAUAACCAAUCUCUCGUGGAACAUUCUGACCAUUGUGAAAUUUUAGAUGGCAAUGAACCUAUUAAUUACUGUUUA